Molecule: messenger RNA, 1357 nt
Organism: Populus euphratica (Euphrates poplar)
Lineage: Eukaryota; Viridiplantae; Streptophyta; Magnoliopsida; Malpighiales; Salicaceae
Product: probable mitochondrial chaperone bcs1
Exons: 2
Coding region: 280-1065 (261 amino acids)
Molecular function (GO): ATP hydrolysis activity; ATP binding
Source: RefSeq, a predicted model, not a curated record
CCCUGGACAGAGACCAAGAAGUUCUUGAUGUUUUUGAAAAUAUUGAGGUAAAGUGGAGGAUGGUAAUUAGAGAAAACUCUGAAGUUAGAAAUUACACCUUAGUAGCACGACUAAGAUCCUACGAGCUGGUUUUUCACAGGAAACACAGAGGAGGUCCUGAGCUCUUACCUGCCGUUCAUUUUACAGCAGGCGAAGGCCAUUCAAGAGGAAAACAAGGUAAGACAGCUCAACAGUCUUGGAGGUUUAUCUUGGUUAACAUCAACCAAAAUAGAUCAUCCAAUGACCUUUGAGACCAUUGCAAUGGAUGAGAAGCUCAAGGAAGAAAUAAUUGCUGACCUGAACACCUUCGUGAAGUCAAAGGAAUAUUACAGAAAAAUCGGGAAAGCUCGGAAACGUGGAUACCUGAUACACGGUCCUCCUCGAACAGGAAAGUCGAGCUUGAUCGCUGCCAUGGCUAAUCACUUGAACUACAAUAUCCAUGACUUGGAUCUACAGGAACAUAAUUUCCUUACAAGUUAUGAUAUUAGGUCCGUGUUGCUUCACUAUUUAGACAAAACUAUACUUGUCAUCAAGGAUAUUGAUUCCACUGUCACAGUAUCAUACCGGAGGCGGAGAUUUGAGCCAAGGAAAGUGGUUGAGGUUCAAAAACAGGCUAUGCUCUUAAGGCUACUGCAGUUUAUUGAUGGACUGUGGCUGCCUCGCAUCAAUGAACUCAUCAUUGUUGUCACAACUAGCAAGAAAGAGAUGCUCGACCCAGAUUUGCUAGUUCCUGGUCGCAUGGACAUGCAUGUUCACAUGCCAUACUGUACCCUUCCUGCAUUCAAGCAAUUAGCAGGCAGAUAUUUCUGUUUCUAUGACUUGAAGCUCUUAAAAGAGAUUCAGGGGAUUCUAGAGACGGUUGAAGUCACCCAUGCAGAAAUUGUACGAGAGCUAACGGAGAGCCCUGACUCCUACCAGGGCGUUGCCCAAUUCCUCCGUGAGAAGAAACUGGAGAAAGAUGAGAAACUAAGGUUGCAGAGAAAUAAGAGAGGAGAGGAAGACCAUCGAGAGGAGAGGUUCUUAUAGCCUAUAGAUUUUGAUUUUAGAUCGUAUAUAAGAUUAUGAGGAUCAUUUCCAGGAAAUCAAAACGACAGUACAACAUCGUUAAUUUUGAAGUUGGGUCAAAUUGUAUGGGGGGAAAGCCGAAUUAACAGUUGAAAAAUAAUUGGAUCCAAGAAAUUUGAAAAAGCAGCAAAAAUCGUUGGCUACCAAUAUCACAACCCAACAAAUAUUUCUGCUAAUACAUAGUUGACUGAAACAGGGAUCAACACCAACUGAGAUAAGGUACUACAAAAAUCCUCUUGAAAUAAAGCAAUAG